GGGAAACCGCCCUAUGCCACGUGACUUUAUAUUCACGUCGCGUCUCCCCAUGUUGGACGCGUCAACCGCCUACAUCUUUGUGAGCUUUAGUUCUCACUCGCAACUGUUGCUUUCCUGAUCACUCUCUACUUGCUGCAGCCACAGCAACUCUCAAAAUGGCAAGUUUACAAGCAGAAGAGGAUGUUGUCGCCCUUGAAACCCCUGCCUCAGAUGUUUUCAUCGCCCCCUCAAUCAACCACGAAGCACUCCUUUCCGGUGCCUCAUAUACCCAUUUCUCUGCCGUCCCUCCGUCACUUCUCCCCACGCCCAAUCCUGAAUCUCCAGAAUCAAGCGAGACAUCAAUACCUGGCCCAGAAUGCGUCUUGGGGGUCGACGAAGCAGGACGGGGCCCAGUGCUAGGACCCAUGGUCUACGGACUCCUCUAUCUCCCGCUCCCGCUCUCUGAUCCCCUCCUCCGCAAAACCCACCACUUCGACGAUAGCAAAGUCCUUACUCCAGCGGUCCGCUCUAAUUUGAUGGAGAAGCUGUGCACGCCAGGCACCGAUCUCCACGCCCAAUGCGGAUGGGCCGUCGAGGUCAUGUCUGCUAGGGAUAUUGGCGCAAAUAUGAUGAAGCCUACAGGGACCUACAAUUUGAAUGCGCAAGCUAUGGAUGCGACUAUUGCUCUGAUAGAGGGAGUUUAUAAGAGGGGUGUUAACGUCAAAGAGAUCUAUAUCGAUACGAUUGGGAACCCUGCAACAUAUCAGAAGAAACUGGAGCGAGUGUUCCCCACGGCUAAGGUCACGGUUGCGAAGAAGGCGGAUAGUUUAUAUCCUUGUGUCAGUGCUGCGAGUGUUUGUGCGAAGGUCACAAGGGAUGCGGCCCUGGAAGUCUUAUAUGAGAGCUAUGUGAAGAAGCCUGAUGAGGACGUAGAGAUGGAUGGCACCACAGUGAAAGCAGAAGUCGCCGAAGAAGCAGGCUGGGGAUCGGGAUAUCCUUCAGAUGCAAGAUGUACGUCAUGGCUAAAGAGAAAUAUGGAUCCGAUUUUUGGAUGGGGGAGCGAGUGUCGAUUUAGCUGGGGGACUGCAAAAGAUAUGCUAGAUGCGAAGGGUGCUGCUGCAAAAGUGGACUGGCCGGUUGAGGAAGAUGACGAGAUGAUGCGAGUGACGGAUUUCUUCAGCGGCGAAAAGGAAGCUGAUGUUGAUGAACUUGGUUCAUGGUUUGGACGACCUGUUGGAACAAAAGUUUUUUAAACAUGCGGUUUGAUUAGUAUGGGUAAUCAGGGAGGCAUAUAGCGGCGAACUGGAGUUCAUACGUGGUGCAGGUUGGAUAUACUCUUAUGACUGAUCUGAUCCUUAUUGAAAAUCAGGGAAAGGCGUAGGUACUGCUUUAGGGCAUCAGCAAAUAGGCCACUGAGUUGAGUAGAAUACUCAAGAAGAAGGUUUUAUAUUACUCGUUAUUGGCUGGA
This is a messenger RNA of Amorphotheca resinae ATCC 22711, 1447 nucleotides long. RefSeq lists its product as hypothetical. The record is from RefSeq and is a predicted model, not a curated record. The transcript has a single exon. Gene Ontology annotation, biological process: mismatch repair; DNA replication, removal of RNA primer. Gene Ontology annotation, cellular component: ribonuclease H2 complex. NCBI's taxonomy places the organism in Eukaryota, Fungi, Ascomycota, Leotiomycetes, Helotiales, Amorphothecaceae. Bases 156 to 1232 code for a protein of 358 amino acids. Gene Ontology annotation, molecular function: RNA-DNA hybrid ribonuclease activity; RNA binding.